This is a messenger RNA of Lichtheimia ornata, 771 nucleotides long. RefSeq lists its product as uncharacterized. NCBI's taxonomy places the organism in Eukaryota, Fungi, Mucoromycota, Mucoromycetes, Mucorales, Lichtheimiaceae. The record is from RefSeq and is a predicted model, not a curated record. The transcript has 4 exons. Gene Ontology annotation, biological process: dephosphorylation. Bases 1 to 771 code for a protein of 256 amino acids. Gene Ontology annotation, molecular function: phosphatase activity.
AUGGGAUCAGUCAAACCCAUGUUUCGCAACGAUCUUCGCGGCGUGGAUGCUUAUACUCGACACAAAAAGUUGAUUCGCGAUUAUGUCUUGCAUUACGGCCGAGGAGCACCACCACCCAAGGCUCAAAUACCCUCCAGUGUCAAAACUGAAUACGAUAUCAUCCGAGAACAUCAUCGGUUUGUGCGUUCUGACGACGAGGAUGAUGAACAACAAAGUUGGGAGCAGCGUGUAGCCAAAAAGUACUAUGACAAGUUAUUCAAGGAAUAUGCCAUUUGCGAGCUCAAAUAUUACAAGGAAGGCAAAAUCGCAUUGAGAUGGAGAACCGAACGAGAAGUUAUCCUUGGUAAAGGUCAAUUCAUUUGUGGAUCUACUCGAUGUGAUGAAAGCGACGAUCUUGAAAGUUGGGAAGUGAAUUUCGGCUAUAUGGAACAUGGUGAAAAGAAGAACGAACUUGUCAAGGUGCGAUUGUGUCCUGAUUGUUCAUACAAGCUCAACUACAAGCAAGAGAAACGGGCUGCCAAGGAAAACAAGAAGAGGAGGAGGAGGAGCAGAAGCACGAGCACUACACAAGAUGAUCAAUCCAAAUCCAAACGACGUAGACGACACAGCCAUGAGGAUGAGGAUGAGGAUGAGGAGGAUCAAAAACGAGCAACAUCUGAAGAACCCGAGAAGGAGGAUGAACGAUCCAUUUGGAGCAAACCCAUUGAACAGAAACAAGAAAAGUCAAAGGAAGAAGAAUUUGAAGAUUAUUUUGCUGAUCUUUUGCAAUAA